This is a messenger RNA of Syzygium oleosum, 1333 nucleotides long. RefSeq names its product transcription factor KUA1-like. The transcript has 3 exons. Bases 119 to 1018 code for a protein of 299 amino acids. Lineage: Eukaryota; Viridiplantae; Streptophyta; Magnoliopsida; Myrtales; Myrtaceae. Gene Ontology annotation, biological process: response to auxin; response to ethylene; response to gibberellin. The record is from RefSeq and is a predicted model, not a curated record. Gene Ontology annotation, molecular function: DNA binding; zinc ion binding.
CCUCCCUCCUCAUCCUAUAUACCUCUCCACCAUCCACCCACCAAACCCCAUCACUCAUCUCUCUCUCGCUCUCUCUCUCUCUCUCUGACAUUUCUGGUCUUCUCUGUCUGGACAAAAGAUGGGAAGGAAGUGCUCGCGCUGUGGGAACAUAGGCCAUAACUCAAGGACUUGCACGACUUUCAUGGGGGCAGCAAGUGCUUGUGGGCUCAAGCUCUUUGGCGUUCAGCUCGACCCAUCUCCUUAUUCUUCCCCUUCAUCAUCAGCAGCAUCUUGUAGUUCUGCCUAUCCUUAUUCGCUCGCCAUAAGAAAGAGCCUCAGCAUGGAUUGUCUGUCUUCUUCCUCGGCCGCGUCGUCGUCUCCAUCUUCAACUCUAUCCUCACCUAGAGUUCUUGCCGAUGAACGCUGCGAUAAGACCUCCCCCGGUUAUCUCUCUAAUGGCCUCGCCGCUAGAUCCCAAGAGAAUAGAACAGGAGUCCCGUGGACGGAAGAAGAGCAUCGGACAUUCUUAAUAGGGCUAGAGAAGAUGGGGAAAGGCGAUUGGAGAGGCAUCUCUAGGAACUAUGUGACCACGAGAACCCCAACCCAAGUUGCGAGCCACGCCCAGAAGUACUUCCUCCGACAGGCUAGUCUUAAUAAGAAGAAGCGACGGUCCAGCCUCUUCGACAUGAUCGGAAGCGGUUCUAUUUCUAACGAGCAAAACGAACGACCACGCUUGAUCAGAACGAAGAGCUCGCUUCGAUGUGAAGUGAUGCCUCCUCUUGCAAUGAGCUCCUUCAGGCCUGGCGAUGAAGAGAGUGAUGAUCAUGAGCCACACGAUUCAAUUUCAAGACCUGUUUCGUUUUAUGAUUUGGCCAAUCCCUUGGACCUGAAACCAUCAUCACCGUUAAACCCAGUAAUGAAACCACCGAAGUCUCAUACAGCACCUGACCUAGAGCUCACACUGGCUGUUCCAAUGCCAUUAGACCAGAAUGAAACCUCACCUUCCUCUCUUUUCAUUGGAACCAUUCGUGUGACCUGAUCAAGCAACAUGUAUGCAUGUGGUUUCUCUUAUCUCUCUCUCUCUCUCUCUCUCUCUCUCUCUCUCUCUCUCUCUCUCUCUCAAGUCUCAAUGGAUCAAGAAGAUCAAAAGUGCAAAUGCUUCUCAUGUUACUGAUACUUCUGUUUUCUUUUUCCCUUUUCAUACUGAUAGAGGAUGUUAUUAGUGGAUAAGCAGAGAUCUAAAGGGUGAUCAGCACGUUGUCUGUGAAAGUGGAUUUUGAUCAACUCUAGCGUCUAUGACUGUCCAAGACAUGAGUUUUUGAAGUUCACACCUUAACCAGAGCUUCUUCGAUCA